This is a messenger RNA of Alternaria hordeiaustralica, 1608 nucleotides long. RefSeq lists its product as uncharacterized. The record is from RefSeq and is a predicted model, not a curated record. Lineage: Eukaryota; Fungi; Ascomycota; Dothideomycetes; Pleosporales; Pleosporaceae. Gene Ontology annotation, molecular function: FAD binding. Bases 1 to 1608 code for a protein of 535 amino acids. The transcript is spliced from 4 exons.
AUGAGAUACGCAGUCUCAUUUGCCGCCUUGGUGGCAGGCGCUGUGUCACAGGCUACUUUCGAGCCUGCAGACUUCAACGUGACUGAGGCACUUCUCGAUAACGGUGUCAAUGUCUCGGCUAUCCCCGAGCUUGCGCCAUUGGCAGAGAGAUCACUGCUGAGUGGUUGCUCCAUAGCCUGCAACUCUUUAAAGUUGAUCUUUGGUGACGACCAAGUUGAAACACGCUCGGAAUCUGCCUACAGUGCGUUCGUUGGGGCCUACUGGUCUGCUCAACAAAGACAGCUUUCACCACAGUGCGUCUUCAAGCCCAAGAAAGCUCUGGACAUCUCAACCUCUAUCCUCCUUGCCCGUCUUACGCAAUGUCCCUUCGCAGCCAAGAGCGGAGGUCACUCAGCUGUAGCGGGUGGCUCGAACAUCGAGGGUGGUAUCACUAUAAGCUUCGAAAACAUGAGCAAGACAACGGUAUCUUCUGACAAGAAGAGUGUCUCAUUUGAGCCUGGCCAGACAUGGUACGAUGUAUACACAGCCCUAGAGAAGGACAACGUUACAAUCAUCGGUGGCAGAGUCUCUAGUGUUGGUGUGGGUGGACUGACUCUUGGUGGAGGCAUCUCUUACUUCUCCAGCGAGUAUGGUUUAGCAUGCGACAACGUUCUUGCGUACGAGCUGGUCACUGCAUCUGGACUGAUCAUCAAUGUGAGCGAGAAAUCGUUCCCAGAUCUUUACUGGGCUCUACGAGGUGGCGGCAACAACUUCGGUCUCGUCACGAAGUUCACAGUGAACGCUAUUCCCCGAGCACCGACAAUGUGGGGCGGGAUGCGAACGCAUCUCCCGACCAAUUUCACUGCUCUUACGAAGGCAUACUACAACCUCGGUAUGAAUGCAAACAAGGACGGAAAGGCUCACCAGAUCUUAUCGUUUGGCUGGGGCAGACCUAACCUUGGUCCUGUCGCUCAGCUUGAGCUGGAAUACUCAGACCCCAUUGCCGAUGCUCCAAUUCUCGCCGAGUACAACAGUAUCAAAGGAGCAAUUGCAGAUGGAACGGGAGUCAAGAGUCUCUCCACUCUUACUUCGAUUCUAGCUGGCCCCGCUACUGGAAACGGCCUUCGACAGGGCUUUUGGACCUGGACUACCACGCUCGAUCUGGAGAUGGCAAACACCGCCAGGGACAUCUUCUUUGAGGAACUCCCGAGCAUCAUGGACGCGGCAGCCAUUAUCCCAGCUCUUUCACUCCAGGUGAUCACGGAACCUAUCAUCGAGCAGAGUGCUAAGAGAGGAGGCAACCCGCUGGGUCUCGACCCCAAGGAAGGACCAUUGAUGCUGGCUCUAGUAUCUCUGAAAUGGUCCGACCCUGCGGAUGACGAGAGGCUCAACACAUUCGCCAGAACAGUCCAGGAUCGCUCUUCGGCUGCCGCAAAGGCUGCAGGGAAGAUGAACGACUACCUCUACAUGAACUACGCCAGUCCAUACCAGAACGUCGUCGCUGGGUAUGGCGCAGCAAAUCAAGCUAAGCUGAAGACCAUCUCAAAGAAGUACGAUCCAACUGGUGUGUUUGAGACGCUCCAACCCGGCUAUUUCAAGCUUGACGGCACGCCAUCGGGUGAGUUCUAG